AUGCCAACAGAGUACCUACCGACUACUUUUUGCAGGCAGCCAUCCAGUUGGUCAACAGCCCACAGUGACGAGGGUUGGAGCCUUGUCCCACCUUUUCCAGACGUGGAGCGUCCCAAUCGCAACAGUACCAUCAAUAAGAUUCUUCCUCCCAGCCCAGGCGACCUCCUCUCCCAACACUUCGCUGAACGAAGCAUGAACCAAGUGCGAGAGCAGCGCUCCGUAUCCCGAAGUCCUGAUCGCCGACUUUGCCAGCCUGUACCUCCCGUCGACGGCUCCGGGCAUGUCAAUUAUCAGUACGCCACGCCGUUGCUCGCUACCAGAAAUCUCUAUGUUUCUGCGGUGCCAACAGAGGAUAUGGUCCCGAUAACCCGUUCAGUUUCAGACGCUGUGCAGACGCCUCAGCUCCCGCGAGGAACAAGCUCUAGUCAACCGGCUACGUCCACUCAUACUCCCUGGAGUAAGACAGGAAACGAGGCUUCCUCAACUACGAUGCGAAGGCAGCAGCCCCAGUCGCACCCUGAUGCUAAGGACUUUUCGUAUACCGCCUCUCUUCGUCAAACCCCCCGAAGCGGCUCGGACAACAUCAACCAUAGCAAUGGCUCUGGUAUUGGAGAUAUUAUCGUUCGAAAUGAAGGCAGAGAAAGGCAAGUUGCACCUUCUAGGCAACCCAGCGGUGGGAAAUCAGGCAUUGCGUCGAGAGGACACGGACGUCGCGAGGCUUGGCAGAACGAAGGUGGCAAGUCGGACAGGACCAUCCCAUCUGGCAAUGCCUCCCCUAGAGAGAAAAUCCGCGGAUUUGUUGGAAUUAGUGCCGAGUGCCCCGAGACAACAUCCAAGACGCGCAACAUCAUAACGGAUCUGGAACACGAGAUGCGCGAACAUCAAGUGCGUCGUGCUCAGUCUGCUUGUCAGCCUGUGCGCAGAGCACAGUCCGGUGGUUCUGCAAUGGCGCGCCCUGGCCAUCGGUUCCGAUCAGGCCUUAGCUCAACCAGCAUGGGCUCGCCCGAACGCACAAGCCACGGCCUCGAUAUCCACUUAAAGGAUGACCGCUGCGCAGCUCGGUCCUCUGGACGCUCGAGGCGUGAGGCAGGGAUCCGUCACGUUCGCUUCGACCUGGACAAUUUAAGCCACCAUCGCGGCACGUCAAAAUCUCGCUCUCCGCCUACAGCUAUUAUGUCCCCCGUCCCACCGAGCCACCUCAGAUACCAGCUAUCAGACAACGGCCCAGUAAUUUCUGAUUCUUCCGCUCCUCAUGUCGCCAUGAGUGGAUGGAGCGACGACCCUCGGUCAAAACGCAGCGCUCGUAACACUCGCGCAAACCUUGACGCUCCCACCGCUGUGACUUCCAUUCGUCAACCUCCGGCCCACCGCGAGCAGCAUCUCAUGACCGAUACUGUCUCCCAAACCCCAUCCUCCGCUUCUAGCGCAUCGACGAAUCAUGUUCCGUUGGAAAGUCCCCGUAGUCAUGCAUCGCAGACGUUGCGCCCCUCGUCUGUUCGACAUCUGGCUGUGCCUAUUGAACAGCAGUCUGCGCAGAUGCCCAUAGGGCAAACCCCAUUGACUCUUCCGCCAGCACUCCAAGGGCCUGUGCCACCAUCAACCUCCAGUGCGGAUGCUCAGCGACGCCAACACACUCGGCAGAAAUUGUCGGAAGACGGCGUUGUUCGCGCUGGCCAGGCGGACGACAGGAGCGAUGGCUCGUCCUCAUCUAACCUCGCUCGGUGGAUACUCUCCCUAUUUUUUCUGCUGGAAGAGAAAGGUAUCGCCAUCGAUAGUCUGAUAGACCAGCUACUCUUUGACGAUCCAGAGUUCGUCCGGGGUGUCGUUCGUGACUUCGCGUGCGGACCCUUAGCGAAGGCGAGACGACCGGCGAGUAAGCACGCCCAUCCACAGACUCCUCGCGAGAUCUCCCAAGUGUUCGUUGAGCCCGACUCGGCGCAUCAGGGUCCUGGGAGGACGCCGCCUACAGUGACAUACCCGCCGAUUGCCCCGCCCAGUGUCCAGACCCACAGCAAUUCUGCUACUCAAGUUCAAGUCGACAAGUCGCUUCCCCUAACGCCUACAUUGACGUCUGACCUGCGGAGCUCGCUUAAGGCUUGCGUCACACAGAGCACUCCACAGCAGAAGCCAAGCUCGCUGCCAUUACAUCUUCCUUCGGGCCCUGCUGUACAAGAAGCCUUCGACUCCGUCUUCCAUCACCCACAGGAAAGCAAACUCCCAGACCUGUUUCUGAUGAACAACGUCGGCCUAACCGUGGACCAUGACACUGGAGCAUACGCUGUUCGCUGUAACUACCAAGUCGGCGAGAAGAUUUGUAGACAUCCUGUGCGGUCCUACGACGACUUUGUGUUACAUCUCUUCGAAGCACAUGAGGUCAACCGUGAACCUGUGUGUUCGAAUUGUGGCGCGAACGUUACCUCCCAUCCGUGGGCAAAGGAUAUCCAUUCGUUCAUGAAGGAAAUCAGGCUAAUGUUGUCUCACAGAGAAGUGUGCUUCGUGGGCUCAGACAUUUAA
Molecule: messenger RNA, 2514 nt
Organism: Phanerochaete carnosa HHB-10118-sp
Lineage: Eukaryota; Fungi; Basidiomycota; Agaricomycetes; Polyporales; Phanerochaetaceae
Exons: 10
Coding region: 1-2514 (837 amino acids)
Source: RefSeq, a predicted model, not a curated record